Lepisosteus oculatus (spotted gar) is the source of this 4472-nucleotide messenger RNA. RefSeq names its product phosphatidylinositol 4-kinase type 2 alpha (gene pi4k2a). NCBI's taxonomy places the organism in Eukaryota, Metazoa, Chordata, Actinopteri, Semionotiformes, Lepisosteidae. Gene Ontology annotation, biological process: endosome organization; phosphatidylinositol phosphate biosynthetic process; Golgi organization. Gene Ontology annotation, cellular component: lysosomal membrane; endosome; trans-Golgi network. The record is from RefSeq and is a predicted model, not a curated record. Gene Ontology annotation, molecular function: 1-phosphatidylinositol 4-kinase activity.
GGAAGCUGACAGUCAGCUGCCCCGAUUGAUAAAACAUAGAGCAGGCCGAACUGGAGACUGAGACUGCAAAACCUCGCCACCACUUUUUUUGGCCCCCCCAAGCCCGGGUCUCCUGUUAAACCUUACCGCCCUUUUCCUCCGAUAUGGACGAGACAAGCCCGCUGGUCUCCCCACUCCGGGAUCCUCCCGAUUUCAGCUACUGCCCUACAGAGCCUAUGAGUCCCCGGGCCGAGUUUGGAGCUACGCCGGGUUCAGUUGUGCGGGUACCAGCGGGGAGCCCCGGACGGAGCCGGGAGAGACAGCCCUUGCUCGAGCGAGACCGAGGAUACUCUCCCCGGGACCCUUACAGGAACGAGUUCCCGGAGGAUCCGGAGUUCAGGGAAAUCAUCCGAAAAGCAGAACGGGCUAUCGAAGAAGGGAUUUACCCAGAAAGAAUUUACCAAGGAUCCAGUGGAAGCUAUUUCGUGAAAGAUUCACAGGGGAAGAUAAUCGGUGUGUUCAAGCCCAAGAACGAGGAGCCAUACGGGCAGCUGAACCCAAAGUGGACCAAGUGGCUCCAGAAGCUGUGCUGCCCGUGCUGCUUUGGCAGAGACUGCCUGGUGCUGAAUCAGGGGUACAUGUCUGAGGCCGGAGCCAGCCUGGUGGACCACAAGCUGGAGCUCGACAUUGUCCCCAGGACCAAGGUGGUGCACCUGGCUAGCGAAACCUUCAAUUACAGUGCCAUCGACCGCGUCAAGUCGCGGGGCAAGAGGCUGGCCCUGGAGAAAGUGCCACGUGUGGGCCAGCGGUUCCACAGAAUAGGACUUCCCCCUAAGGUGGGAUCAUUCCAGUUAUUUGUUGAAGGGUACAAAGAUGCAGACUACUGGCUACGGCGUUUUGAGGCGGAACCUCUGCCAGAGAACACGAACCGCCAGCUGCAGCUUCAGUUUGAGAGGCUGGUGGUGUUGGAUUACAUCAUCAGGAACACAGACAGAGGCAAUGACAACUGGCUGAUCAAGUACGACUGCCCGAUGGACACGGGGAACUCCAGGGAUGCCGACUGGGUAGUUGUGAAAGAGCCCAUCAUCAAGAUUGCUGCUAUAGACAAUGGCUUAGCUUUUCCGCUCAAACACCCGGACUCCUGGAGAGCCUACCCCUUCUACUGGGCCUGGCUUGCGCAGGCCAAAGUCCCCUUCUCCCAAGAGAUUAAGGACCACGUUUUGCCCAAAAUUUCGGACCCGAACUUCGUCAAGGACCUUGAGGAGGAUCUAUAUGAACUGUUUAAGAAAGACCCGGGCUUUGACAGGGGUCAGUUCCAAAAGCAGAUUGCAGUGAUGAGGGGCCAGAUCCUGAAUCUGUGCCAGGCCAUGAAGGACGGGAAGACACCCCUGCAGCUGGUGCAGAUGCCCCCCGUCAUCGUGGAGACCGCCCGGGCCCCGCAGCGCGCCAACAGCGAGUCGUACACGCAGAGCUUCCAGAGUCGUCGACCCUUCUUCACGUGGUGGUAGAGCUGGGGGGGAGGGGGGCGAGACGAGGAGGGGGGGCCCGGGGCGCGCCUCUCCCGCCCUCGCCGGAGUGUCUCUCCAGGACGCCUCCCGAACUGCCAUAGCCUCUCUGCCUUCCUCCCGUCGUGCCUUUGACUGCCUCUGGGAAAGAGGGAGGAAGAAAACGGCGGCGCUGCAAGCGGAUAUUUUCCCGGCGGGGUCAGCUGCUCCAGUGCUCUCGCCCACCCCCUUCCCUCCCGUCGGCCUUGACGUUGGCCUGUUGCUCAGCAGGGCCCGGUUCCAUUCCCGGGGGACGAGCCGGCCGGGCUGGCGAACUGGUGAAUUCUGGGGAGGGGGGAGACCAGUGUGCAGGGAUGACUCAGAAAGAGAGGGGAGCUGUGGUCUUCUCAGCCUGCGACCGCUGCAGACUCCUGGGGUGGUGGGGGAGGGGGGGAGAUGUUCAGGCGGACUGGCAGUGAGUCUGCAAGGGGGCUUUUACUCCGGAUCCUAGGCUUGACAGUGAGAACAAAUGCAACCUGGAAAGAGAAGAAGACGUACUUGCCCUUACUCAAAGGCUGCUUCGUUAGCGCAGGCUCCCGAUUCCUCCUCCGCUUUGCUGUACAGACUCUUCAUCUUUCAGUCUUUGACUAACAUGAGCUGCUACAGAGCACAGACCCUCCGAUGCCUCUCUCCCAAUGGAGGGUUCCACUGCCUACAGUCCCAGAGGGGGCCAACACCUCCCACAGCCAACAGUGUUAUUCAUUAGCUUGCCAAAGUGUCAAAGAUGUUGUUUGCUAAAUUAGAUUUGUAUGGCAGUGAUGCCUUAUCUGUGUUUAUUGAACACAAAUAAGUGCUUAGCAAAUCUAGCAAAUUAACCAAGACAUUGGCUGCCAGUGCUCAUGUCUGUUACACUGGAGGCAUCUAGAGCUGUGGACCUGUAUUGGCAGCCCCUGUCUUAAGACAUCUAUCAUUAAUACUAAUGUUUCAGUAACUUAAUGAGUACCACUGUUCACUGUGGAGUUCUUCCGUUCCUAGAUCUGUGUCUGGAUUCCUAUUGUUGGCAAUCAGUCUGAGCUCGGCUUCUGUUAUGUUUUUUUUAACCCCUCUCAGACGCUUCCAUAAGUGGUAUUUACUGCUUCAUUAUUGUGGGGAAAAAAAAGAAAAUUGCAAAUCACAAACUUUCAUUUGUCUGAGAUACUAAUUGGGGUUAUUGUUAUAGCUGCAUCAAAGCGAUAUUGAAGGGUUUUGUCCUAGGAGGGGUAUUAAUGCUGACCGUGGGAAAUAGGCAUGUAAAAUGGAGGAACAAGUGCUAACCUUUUUAUUGAUCACUUGGUAUGUUUUGGCCAGAUGUAAAAGGAGAAAGUAAUUCUUCACAUUUUCAGGUUUUAUUUAUCAAUUUUGAUCAGAGUCAUUUGCAAAACAGUUUUAGUUAAAACAUUCAUCUUCACUUAAUUUAACUAAGUGGACAACUGGACAACACACUGGCAAAUCUGUGCAGUCUAUGAACUCUCCUCACUCAUAUCUGACAUACAAAUCCACGGAGCGUGCUAAUAUUUAGCAGACUUGCAUGAAACAACUGUUAUGAAGUGGAAUUGAAGUCCGUGGUGAUCUACUGUAUGCACUACUGGAAAUCGGAUUCAAAAGUGACAUUCUUUAAAUGCUAGAUGACUUGGUAAACGUAGUCAAAAUCAUGGACAUUAUAGUUUUAUCACUCCUCUUUUUGCAUUCAGUGGUUUUUGAAUUUCAGUUUAUCACUGAAAUGUUUUGAUUCUUCCAAAAUAAAGCUAGCUGGGGAAGAAUUGAGAAAAGCAUUUCGUUGGAUAACAUUAGUACAGUAUCCAGAAAGAUGGUAAAAAAAAAAACUUUUAUUAGCUUUUCAGAAAGGAUUUUAUGUAAUAAAAAUAAUUUAACUUUGCUUGACGAGAACUGCCCGAUCACCUGUUUCUUUAGGUGUCUCAUGUUUACAGCAGAUCAUGGGUACGCAGCUUAAGUCAGUGAGCGCAGUAUAACCCCUGCAGUUUUAAAAACCAAAGCAGAAGCAAGUCAUCAGGGCACAUCAGCAUAAACUUGUAAUCUUCUUCUUCUUCUUCAAAAAAAAGUCAAAUGCUGUGGCUUAUCUUCAGCAAUCCCGUACAUUGUUCUUUGCCAUCCUGUAUUGCUUUAAAAGUAAAGGACUGCUGUUGUGUUUUCACACGGGGUCUGUCGCCAAUUACUUUCUCCUGCCAAACACAAAGGAAGUCCUGCUCCUCUGGCAGGUAUUUUGACUAUUUAUUGACUGCCCGAGUUCAGCGGGAGGAAAUCGGAGCUGCGCUUAGUUAGGUCAAGAAUUCCAGAUUCAGAGCAACACCAGGAGAGUUCCUGCGCUGAAGCUCCCCCGCACUAGCUGAGCCCGAAGGGUGGGAGGAGAGGGACGUCUUACAGGAGAGGCUCUUUUCAGGGUGACCCGGCUUGUCACCCCCCCCCUCGCCGUGACGUACCCAUCGUGCUGCACCAGCGGCUGCCUGCCAUUUUGCUCGGCUUAAUCCUGCACCUCUGUUAUCCAGUGCUCAGUGUUGCACUGGGUUCCCACCGGCGGGAACUUGACUCGACAUCUCGGAUGAGAAGAAAUUGCUGUGCGGCUCUGAGAUUCCGGCAUGUCUUGCGCUCUAUUCUACGUCCUGGAUACCGUGGAGAGUUGCCCGCAGCACGUGCGUGCAUCAGACAUUUCUGGGAACAAGGAGACCUUUGUUCAACAUUAGCGGAGCAGGGAAGAGACCCAGCCCAAUGCACAGGAGCCUUGGGGAAGAGUGCAGCUACCCUCACCUGGUCCAGAAAUAAAAGUCCCAUGUUGCUUUUUUUUUUUCCUUUUUAACAGCUUGAGAUACCUUGUUUAUUGUUUUGACAAACAUUUACUGCUGUAGCUACCAAACUGACCUGAAAUGUAUUGUUCUGACAAUGCACUGUAUAAUUUGUAUGUAAACUAUUUAAUGAAAGAAAAUGCUUAUAACAGAAAUAAAUCAUAUUCCAUUA